UGAAUCUUUCUCCGAUUGGUUUCGGCCUCGAUACCCUCUCUGAUUGGCGGAGUGGGGGUUGCCGUGGCGACGUGUCCCGAGUAAUCGGGGAAGCCGGCACCGCCGCAACGAUGGGGCCGGGGGGCGGCCUGAAGCAGCCCCAGUGCCAUGAAGCCAGGAUCUGCAUGUGGAAGUACCUGGAUGUUCACUCCAUGGACCUCAUCGACAUGGCGCAGACCACAGACGAGCUGAAGAGGGUGCUGGCAGAGCUGUUCCAGCUGCAGGGCUGGGAAUCGGACCCACGGGCCGCCAUCUUGCUGGAUCUCUACUUCUACACAGUGCAGUUCAGCCGGGAGCACAGCUUCACCCGAGAGCAAAGCUCCACCUUCUUCGCCAUCGUCAAAGACAUCCACGAGGCCUGUGUGGAGACACCACUGCCCAAUGUGGAGGAAUGUUACCGCUACUUCACCGAGCUGCUCUUCUGCCACGCCGUGCGGCGGCCUCCAUUCAGCAUCGACCUCUUCAGCCAGGAGCAGCUGGCACUCAUGAGCGACUACGUGGUGAACACCUACUUCCGCCACUUCAAGCUGUACAAAUACACCUUCACACCCCAGGUCCGGCUGGACAUAUCGCUGUCCUACGUGGGAAUGCCAGUGCCGGAGCCUGCGGCCGAGCUGAGAGAACUGGCUGAGAGUGUUAUGGUGCCUGUGCCCCCAGCGCAAGAGGAAGAAGCCGACAGUGGAACCACAGCCCCCAGGGAGAGCCCCAGGGCCCUACUGCGGGAAUACAUCUCUGCUCAACUCUCCCAGGAGCUGGCCCAGCUGCGGCUGGAGGUGGAGGAGCAGCUACGGGCGAGCGAGGAGCAGUUCAACACCAAGCUAGCCCUGCUGGAGAAGGUGCCCAACUCCCCCAAGGGGGGCGGCCGGGGCCACCGGAAGUGAGGGGAGAGAGGAAGGCAAUAAAGGACUGCGAUUUUA
Messenger RNA from Gopherus evgoodei (Goodes thornscrub tortoise), 956 nucleotides. It is a transcript of the gene CFAP119, whose product is annotated as coiled-coil domain containing 189. The coding region runs from base 111 to 920 and encodes 269 amino acids. The transcript has 9 exons. NCBI's taxonomy places the organism in Eukaryota, Metazoa, Chordata, Testudines, Testudinidae. The record is from RefSeq and is a predicted model, not a curated record.